UACGUAUCAUUUUUUCUAUGGUCAGUGAAAUCAGUGAAAAAUGUAAAUAGUUGUUAUCACUUGAGAUAGCCUUACUGUAAAUGUUAUUAGAAAUUGUGCUUUUUAAUAUUUCCUACUUUGUUUUUUAUAAUGUUAGUCGUAUCUAAUAUGGCAAAUCUAUUACAAAAGCUUUCGUCUUUCUUAGGAUAUUGGUAUUUUAGAUACAUGCUUGUUACAGAAUUAUAUAUGGUCGAAAAAUGGGAGAGAAUUUUUAUUAAUAUUUUCUUUAUAGUGUUAUUUUUAUCAUUCUUUAUUUUCAACUACAAGGUACUACUUCCAAUUGCAGAAGUAGUGAGUUCCACAUCAUUAUAAAAUCUAUGUCAAAUAUAUAUUUAUUAUAGCCGGAACAAUAAAACAUAUCAUUUAAUUUUAAUCAAAUAAGUUGAUGAUUUCUCAAAGAAUUAACAUUAUACAUAUCCACAAUUAUAUUGUAAUUUCCAAAUUCCCCAAAAAGAUAAUGUUAUCAGAUUCAUUAAUAUAAUGUUUACUCUGUUCUUUAUAAAAAAGACUUUAUCUCUGAGUUAUAUAUGUAUAUAUGAAUAUUAAAGUCAUAAAACAAACUGAAAGGAAAAAAUAAAUUUACUAACUUAGAGUUUCUUUCCCAUGAUAUAAAUUAUAGCAAAUAUAUAUAUAUAUAUUCUAUAUAUUAUAUAUUCUAUAUAUAAUAUAAAAAACAAAAAAAUAUAUAAGGUAUUAAAUACAUAAGCAAUAUCUGUACACUUAAUAAAUAUUAAAUUUUAUUUUUAAUAAGAAAUUAGUUAUAUAUGAAUAACCAUCAACCAAUGUAUUUAACAAUUUUAAAGCAUAAUAAUACAUGGUUUCAUAACCUUAUCAAUUUGAGAACAAAACAAUGUAUUUAAUUUACAUUAUCUUUUAAAAAUUAAGUAACAAAUUUCAAAUACUGAUUGCAUUUCAAAGAUAAACACAAUUUUGAUCAAUAUUGAAAUUGUUACGUAUUCAAUAAGUAUGAAUACUAACACACAGAUUCCAUGUGCUGAUAUUUUACAUUGUAAGUAGGCACAUUAGGAAUAAGAAUAUUUUGAUCAUUAUUGAAAAGUUUUACAAAUGCACGUAAAGAUGGAAUUUUACACUAUCAGAUCCAUCUUACAAUAAAUGAAAUUUUUUUAAUAAUUUGAACACAUAAUUAUACAAAUAAUUAAUACAAAUGAUUAAUCUCACAAAUUUUAUCAACUCUUGAUAUAAACAAGGUAUAUGCAUGUGAAUUAAUCUUUAAUCUUGUAAAAUAUCAUAUUAAAUUACAUAUUUUUGAAUAAAUCUUUUUAAAUUUUCAUAAUUAAGUUUAUAAAAAGAACUUUGAUUCUGAUGAUCAACUACGCAUGUUGUGACAUAUUUACAUAUUAAACUAUCAAGUUUCACAAUUGAAUGCAUACAUUUGCCACUUGAACAUAAGUGCUGCUGGUACAGCCCCCUAAAAAUUGUUAUUAUUUGAACCAAGUCUACUAUUAUUUUUUUGCUGAAUACAUUGCUAAAUAUGUGCGUUUUAUUUGCUAAUAUUGCAGACAUUAGAGAAUUUGAAAUAAAUUAUCAGCUUUGAUAUUAUGAUGUGCAUAUACCACAAAAGGCUGUGGCAGUACUGUAGAUGCAAGGAAAUUAAUAAAGCAAACGAUAGUAUUUCUACAUUAUAUAUAAAGGCUCAUAUUAAAGGUAAAUAUGAUAUGGAUCUCGCGUCUGUCUGUAAAUCAUUUUCUGUAUCUAAUCUCCUAACACGCACUCUUUGUUUAUAAUGGUACUCUUUGAGAUAACUUUUAAGCGUCUUUGGCAACUGCAGCUUAUUUAUACCAUCAUAUGUCGUUCUUGUAGUUAUAACUGCUCUGCACAAAUGUUGUAGAGGAAAGGCGAAAUUACGAUGCAAUGGUAUAGUGAGCAUAGGUUCGAAGAACAUACAACAUGAUGGGUCCUUGUAAUGUUCUAUUAAACCACAUACCUGUGAAUAUAUUAUAUACCAUUUAAUAAUUUUAUAGAAAUUGUUUAUAUCAAAAAUUACGAGAAAAUUUUUAAUUUUAAAACAUACCGUUUCAGAGGCAUAAACGCCUGGAUCGUGUGAAUCGAAACUAAAUUUGUGAUUCCACUGCUCAAUUCGUGCAUGAAGAGAUCGUCCAUAUUUUCGAAAGCUUACGGAAAAUAAGAAUUCUUCUUGCGCAGAAUCUCGUAAUAAGAAAGUUCCUUCUUGUUUACCUUCCAAUAAACGUUCUGCUUCAUAGCGAUCCAUCUUACCCCAAUAGAAAGAGCAUGCCGUUAUUGACCGUAAAUCUGGUACAAGACAAUGUACAUAAUCGACCUAUGAGCAACAAAGAAGUUACUGUUAAAAUAAAUGUAUAGUUGUUUUAUCCGGCGAGAAAUAAUUAUUUACCUGCGUAUGCGCAGGUCUUUCAAUAUUUGGAAUUAAUGUAAAAUCUAUCUGGGAUAGCGCAGUAAGGGCAGCAACUUGAAUACCAGCAUGUGCUUGAAACAAUGCAGCCAAACUAUCUACUGUUAUACCAUUUGGAUGCACCUGUAUUCCAGAUGGAUAAUUAGGUCUGUAUCCAGGAGGAGGUUCAACACCUUCCUCCAUUUCUCGUGCUCGUUGUAAACGUGCCCUUUCGUCGCAAUCCUUCACAUGAAAAUUAUAUAUAAUAUUUUCUUUUGUGCUAAUUUUCAAUUAGUAAAUAAGUCAUUACAGUAACAUACCUCCAUAGGAAAUUCCUCUGGAUUAAAUCUUGACAAAUCGAUCACAGGACUUGGCGGUAGAGGACCAAGAAUUGGACUCUGUGGUGCAGAUCUACUAUUAAAUACAAUUCCUGCACCCAUUGGAUGUUCUUCGGUUCUUCUAUAACCAGUACAUACACAAUCUGAACUACUGUUGCCUUGACCAGGAAUAAUAUCAGUAUUUUUGGAUGUUUUACUCUUAGCAAACUUCAAUACCCAAUUACUUCUUUUCUUUUUUGAAGAUAAAAUAUGAUUACAUACUGGA
Messenger RNA from Vespa velutina, 3010 nucleotides. RefSeq lists its product as uncharacterized. The coding region runs from base 130 to 351 and encodes 73 amino acids. Lineage: Eukaryota; Metazoa; Arthropoda; Insecta; Hymenoptera; Vespidae. The record is from RefSeq and is a predicted model, not a curated record. The transcript is spliced from 3 exons.